This is a messenger RNA of Lodderomyces jiufengensis, 1035 nucleotides long. It is a transcript of the gene GDT1, whose product is annotated as putative ribosome biosynthesis protein. Lineage: Eukaryota; Fungi; Ascomycota; Pichiomycetes; Serinales; Debaryomycetaceae. Gene Ontology annotation, molecular function: manganese ion transmembrane transporter activity; calcium ion transmembrane transporter activity. The record is from RefSeq and is a predicted model, not a curated record. Gene Ontology annotation, biological process: manganese ion transmembrane transport; Golgi calcium ion transport; calcium ion transmembrane transport. Bases 1 to 1035 code for a protein of 344 amino acids. Gene Ontology annotation, cellular component: fungal-type vacuole membrane; Golgi apparatus. The transcript has a single exon.
AUGAGAUGUUCUAGAUUUAUUAUUCCGCUAGCAUUCUUAUCAGUAUCAACCUUAUCAGCAUACGCAAAUAAUGACAAAGACGAUUAUUCAGUUGGAGCUGCAGUUAUAGCCGAAUCACAACCUAUCAAAGAUCAACAACACGACAAAUCAACAAAUAAAUUAGGAGUUAGUUCGUUAGAGGAUGAAGACAAUCAUCCAACACCAGAUCAUUUGAAAAAGCCUUUGGAUCCAUAUAAUAAUGGUGGCAGAACUAGUGAUCAUCAACCGGAAAAUGAUUUACCAGCAGAAUCUGGUAAUUAUAAUGCAUUUUUAAUGUCAAUUUCCAUGAUCGUUGUUUCAGAGAUUGGUGAUAAAACUUUUUUAAUAGCGGCUUUAAUGGCUAUGAGGAAUUCAAGAAUAAUAGUAUUUUCAUCAGCAUUUAGUUCGUUAGUUGUUAUGACUAUAUUAUCAGGUAUUGUAGGUCAUGCAUUACCAAGUUUAAUAUCACAAAGAAUCACUCAAUUUUUAGCAUCAAUUUUAUUUGUUGUCUUUGGAUUUAAAUUAUUAAAAGAAGGGUUAAGUAUGUCAAAAGAUUUAGGAGUUGAAGAAGAGUUAGCAGAAGUUGAAGAAGAAAUUGCAUCAAGUAAAAUCAAUUCACAAUUGAAUGAUAUAGAAGGAGGUAGAAGUUCACAACCACAAGUACAAUCUCAAUUGAAUACAAAACAAUGGAUUAAUGAAAUCGGUCAACAAAUUCAAAAUUUAGCAUCAUUUGUAUUUACACCAGUAUGGAUUCAAGUAUUUGUUAUGACAUUUUUAGGAGAAUGGGGAGAUAGAUCACAAAUCGCAACAAUUGCAAUGGCAGCAGGUUCAGAAUAUUGGUUUGUUAUAUUAGGUGCAAUAAUUGGUCAUGGUUUAUGUACUGCUGCUGCAUGUAUUGGUGGUAAAUUCUUAGCUAAAAAGAUAUCAAUGAGAAAUGUCACUUUAGGUGGUGCAAUUGCUUUCUUCGUUUUUGCUAUAUUGUACUUUUAUGAUGCUUAUUAUAAUGUUGAAGGUUGA